GUGCGGAGCGAGCGGAGGAGCGCGGCGGGUGGCUGCCAUGGAGCGCUACGAUAGAGCGGCGCCCCCGGAGCUCGGGCAAAAUGAGGGUUCCUUAACAUCAACUCUAAGAACGCUUCUGUUCUUCACAGCUCUGAUGAUCUUACUACCCGUUGGACUGUACUUCUCUUCAAAGGCUUAUGUAUUUGAAGGUACCUUGGGAAUGUCCAACAGAGACAGCUAUUUUUAUGCUGCCAUCGUCGCUGUAGUUACUGUUCAUGUGGUACUUGCUCUCUUUGUCUAUGUAGCUUGGAAUGAAGGAUCUCGACAGUGGCGUGAAGGCAAGCAGGAUUAAAGCAAGCAUCACCAUCUGAUAGCCACAGACUGAUGACUGGAUAUUUGUGGAUGGAGUGAAAAACAUUCUUGUGCUGUAUACACAUACAAAGUAGAAGUUAAUGCCUCUGGGCUCUGAAUGUGUGGACCUGUGUGUGCCUCUGAGCCUGUGUGUGACUAGUCCAAGAUUUGUGCUCAUCUCAGCUGAAUACUAGUAAUUUGUCAAAGGGUGACAAUUUCUCAUUUAAAUCAACCUCAACCUGGCAAUGUUGGAGAGGCCUUCACCUGAAAUUGGAGUGGAGUGACUAGAAGUUAGUUCUGACCUGCUAUAAACAAGAUGUAAAGAAAUUGAGACAAAUUUUGCUUCAUAACUGACCCAUAUUUAUGUAUUCCUAGUGUUAAGUUACCAGUUAACAAGGCUGAGUAACUUCCUAGUAGGACUAAAACAGUAGAUUUGCUUCCCGCUUGCUCUUGUUGGAUGCUCAGUUUUAAAAACAUGGGAUCAAAUUGACCAUCACUUUGUGCUACUCAGCCAUGGUAGCCCAUGAGUGUACAGUUUACAUUUUUAAUGGAAGAACAGAGAGAGAAUGUUUCUUACAUAAUCCUAAAAGACAGCUCUUGAGAGUGAAAGAUCUUGCAUAUGGGAGAGUGGCUUGUUAAUGUUUUAUGGGAACUAAGCUAUCAGAACAACAGAAUAGAGGAUGCACUCUUAAAAUUUCACUAUCAGACACAUCUCAUGUUCACUGAAAAUCAUUAGCUUGCAUCAAAACAUUUUCUGAUUCUUACCAUCAUUUCCAGGAAAAGUUAUUUCAUAAAAUACAAGGAACCAUGUAAUGUGAUGUCUUACUGCUUCAGGAAGCUGUGGCAAAUACAUUUGAGGGAUUAUACUGCAGCUGGGGUGGUGUACUUAAGGCUUAAGACCAAAUGGAUAUGAGUAACCUCCCAAGAAAUGCAAUAAAUCUCCUAGAAAGGCAAGUCUGGGAAUAAUGGCGUAGCAGUGUAGCAAGGUGGACAGAAAAUUCAGUUGGUGUUUUCUAUUUCAUAGUAAACCAUUUUUAGAUAUUUAUCAUUUUAAAUUUUAAUUUUGGCUUGUUGCAUGUUUCACUGACACUUUCAGUAUCGCUAGAAGAUUUCUGUAGUCCUGACCUGCUCAUACUUCCACUCUUACCACCUUGAAGCUUUGCCGCAAAGGAGAACUGCCUAUUAUUUUUCUUUCCAGUGACAAUAGUAAGUUGCAGUUGCUCCUAAACAAUUCUCACUUUUAUCCACCUCCCACCACUAAUUGAGUGUGUUGGAUAUUUCUUAUGUUGCAGUCGUGGACAAAAUAUAUUGAAGAGUCUGUUUGGGAGAUGUGCUGGAGGAACAAGUGAGAUUUAAGGGGAGAAAGCCAGCUAAAGCAAUACCCUUAAAAACUUUUGUCCACUAUUAAACACAACAUAAUGGUGACCAUGUUUUAUCAUCACUACCUCUUCCAUGACAAGUAUCCACUUUGCAUAUUUAGUUGUUGAAUCACGAAAUGAAUUUGUUCUAAUUUUCUAUUCUCUUGGAAAGAAAGGGGCUCUACGCAAAGUCACAUCAGGAUGAAAUUUAUCUAGCAUCGUUAUCCUGAGUUUCAUUCUGCUUUUGUAUUAACUGUUUUUUUAAUGUGUGUGGAGCAGCAUUUUUCCUAAGAUCACAAUAAUGUGUAACAUUUCCUAUACUUUCAUUUUUUAAAUUUUUAUUUUAAAAAGGGCACGUUGUGACUUUGCUUAUCAUGGUCAUAUAGUUCUAAAGGGAUUGUUGGUUGAUGUGGCAAUUGAAUUGUUUGUACCCAUACUUGUGGUCUGCAGAACAUGACCACGAAUAUGGCGAAUCAACUACUCAGGCUUAUGUGCACAACAGGUACAGAAGUGUAUUAAGACAGACUGUGACUGACCCCCCCCCCCCGCACUAAUAUUCAGGAGCAAGUACUAGAAAUGAAGCAUACUGCAUGUUAGCUGCAGAUUAGCACAAAUCAGUCUCUCAAUCUCAUGUCUGAAGCAUUAACUUUUCCAAUCUGGAAGUCCAGGGUUCGAUGGGUGCAGGCACACUAGAGAAGAGUACUGUAGUUAUUUGAAAUGCAGAUUCAUUUUGUAAGAUGCCAUUCUGAGAGAUCCCUAUUCCCCAGUAUAUGUACCCCCAUGUUAUAGAAGAGCCCUUUAAUAAAGAAUGAUCAUUUACUGA
Molecule: messenger RNA, 2511 nt
Organism: Gopherus flavomarginatus (Mexican gopher tortoise)
Lineage: Eukaryota; Metazoa; Chordata; Testudines; Testudinidae
Gene: VMA21
Product: vacuolar ATPase assembly factor VMA21
Exons: 3
Coding region: 38-331 (97 amino acids)
Biological process (GO): vacuolar proton-transporting V-type ATPase complex assembly
Cellular component (GO): endoplasmic reticulum membrane
Source: RefSeq, a predicted model, not a curated record